AAUAGAAGCAAUCUAAUUGGAAUAAGCUCAAUCUCAAGUCUCCUUUUGUGUUACCAAGACGAGCCAGAGAAGACGACGAGUGUCGAAGAAGAGGCAAUGCAAGACGAAGAAGCUUAAUCUCUCCCCUAUCUCCGAAGCUGUUCAUGGCGAUGUCGGGAACUUUCCAUUCGACUUCUGAUUACGUCCCUGGUUGCACACUAACAGACAGUAGGUGCUUCUCUAACUCUGCUGUUUCGAGAAGACCACUAGCUAUACUACCAUGCUCUUCCUGUUCGGAUCAGAAACUACGCUUGGCGAAUGGACGCUUGAAAUGUUGUGCCCCCAAUAGUAGUUCUUUUGUGUGUCGAGCGAGUUCUGGUGGCUAUAGGAGAAAUCCUGAUUUCUCAAGACUUAAUAAGCAUGGUUUCCGGGGAAGGAACAGGCAAAGCGAAGAGAGAGACGAUUUUGAUGUCGAGAACUCUGAAGCGUUAUCUUCUAGAAACGGGUCUUUACACUCUCUCUCUAACUCCCCCAAGUUCCAAGCUACUUCAUCCCCUGGGCCAAGAGAAAAAGAGAUAGUGGAGCUUUUCAGAAAGGUUCAGGCUCAGCUCCGAGCUCGAGCAGCGGCGAAGAGAGAAGACAAAAAGAUAGAAGAGGCUUCUAAAGGACAGGGGAAAGAAAGUGAAACUGUUGACUCCCUUCUUAAGCUACUAAGGAAGCACUCGGGAGAGCAAAGCAAGAAAGUUAACAGUUUUAGCAGCCAGGGAGACAAUUCUUACCCGCGACCAGGAGAUCCUGUGGAGAGGCAAGAUCGCAGCGGAAAUCUUGCCGAUUCACGAAACAGAGAUCACAGUGCAUCAUCCUUUACAAGGCCAACAUCAAGCUUCAGAAGAAAGUCGCCAGUACCAAGAUCUAAAUCGCCUCCAACUUAUUCUAGUGAGGCGACUUUUGAUGAGGCAUCGAGUUACAGCGUGACCUGGACCCAUAAGAAGGAUAGAGCAGAGUCGCAUGAUGAGCCUGAAGACGAACCUGAGGCUGAGCCUGAGCUUGAGCCUGAGUACGAAGAUGAACCUGAAUAUGAGUCAGAACCUGGGCAUGUGACAGCUAUUCUUGAACCAGAGUCAGAGCUGAAGUCAGAGUCAUCAUCAUUUUACCAAGAGGAGGAGGAGGAGGAUGAUGUUACUUUAGAUGGGCUAUCAGAUGAUGAUGAGUCUCUGGAUGAUACUGAUGAAGAGGUUGAUGAAGCUGAGGAGGAAGUUGUGAAAGACGAAGACUUGAGUUCAUUGAAGGUGAUGGAACUGAGAGGCAUAGCAAAAUCCAGGGGACUAAAAGGGUUUUCGAAGAUGAAAAAAGCCGAACUCGUGGAUUUGCUUGGUCGUACUAGCAGCUGAUUUGACGGUGAAAGAUAUCCAAUAAAUGACAAUGUUAAUGAGUUAUUUUCAGUGUCUCUGAUGUGUGUGUUUUUUUUUGUCUGAAAAUACUGUAUGUGAUGUUUUUAUUUGCUAGGAUUUUGUUUUUUCGAUUUUUUAAGGUAUCAAACACAUAUAAAUUUGUUAGCAGACAGGUUCAACUUUGACUUGGAAGAAAUGAAGCUUGGAGAAAACAUGGAUCAAACAAAC
Messenger RNA from Thlaspi arvense, 1598 nucleotides. The record is from the annotation of a GenBank genome assembly. Lineage: Eukaryota; Viridiplantae; Streptophyta; Magnoliopsida; Brassicales; Brassicaceae.